Molecule: messenger RNA, 1530 nt
Organism: Eimeria maxima
Lineage: Eukaryota; Apicomplexa; Conoidasida; Eucoccidiorida; Eimeriidae
Exons: 1
Coding region: 1-1530 (509 amino acids)
Biological process (GO): protein phosphorylation
Molecular function (GO): ATP binding; protein kinase activity
Source: RefSeq, a predicted model, not a curated record
AUGUCGGGUCUCGUAGGGUCUAUGCAGUGGGAGGCUAAGACCAGCAUGAUGAAUGGGGGAGACAAGUUUCUGGGUGCAGGAGGUGGAAGCGUAAGACCCGAAAGCUAUUGGGGAGGGGUGAAUAGGGAAGUUAAUGCGCAAAUAGAGGGGAAUGCUGUUAGGGGCGGUCGCGUGGAAGCCCGCCCUCGUGGCGGCGGGUCCCGGGUGCCUACUUUGUUCGGGGUGAUUGUUGCUGGCUUUAUCGCUGCUGCGGCGUCGGGUUUCAUGAUGGUGUCCCCGCGUCGUCCUCUGCUGCCAUCUUUGAGAGAAGUCUGGGCCGACGCAGUGGUCGGGGAGGAAGAGUCGUGGGGUUUACCAUCUAUGGAGGAGUUGGAGAGGAGAGCAAGCCCCUUUUUAGAGUACGGCAAAAAGGAGAUAGCAGAUUUUGUGAGGCGGCGGCACGAGCGGACCUUUCCUAGGGAUGGCACUAUAGGCGACGACGUGCUGACGACCAUGGGCCAGAUGCUGUCGGGAGGGAAAAACAACAGCUUAGUUGGAACUACCAUUCGACUUAAGGACCUCCAGAAGCUGGGAUCGGACGUGGUAGAUGGCGGGGAGCAUGAGUUUCUGGUGAAGAAAUACUUGGGCGAAGAUUCUUGGUCUAUCUACGUUGAGGUCGUUGAUCGUGGCAGCCAAAAGACGUAUGCCAUGCGGCUGCAAACCCUGCCGCACAGGGCAGAGGGAAAGGAAAUUCGCCCUCAACUCGCAGAAGAUCUGCUGCACCUAUCUCUGCUGGAUUCCACGAUCGCAAUGCUAGAGUCGGUGGGCAAGGCGCCGCUGGAGCAGGCGGCCGAUCAUAGGGGCCUGGCGUUGACCUCGAGUGUUGCAGCCAUUGAAGGGUUGCCUAAAGUGGUGCAGUGCAAGAAAGUGUAUGCAACUUCUAAAGUGGAGUUGAUGGAACGGUUCCAUGGAAGCUUGGAGGAGGUGUUUAACCGGGAGACUAGAAUGCCUAUGAGCGCCAAGCUGUAUGCAGCUAGGAGGAUGCUGGCGCAGGUGAUGCUGCUGCAACAAGCCGGUCUCAGCCACAACAACUUGAAGCUACAGAAUUUCUUCAUGCGGCAAGAUGGAUCUUUCUACUUAACAGACUUCGAUGCUAGCACCCGCAUUGGGGAACCAUUGGAUAGAGUCAAAGGAGUCACUCUCCGCUACGCCGAGAGGGAGUUGGCUGCCGUUGCAGCCCAGGACGAUCCCGAUGCAGACCCCCCAGUCGUACAUGCCAAGUCGGAUAUGUGGAGUUUGGGGCUUUGUCUGUAUAAGAUCUUAACCAACGGCGAGCUGCCUUACCGACUCGAUGAAGGCAUUCCAGCGUCCCGCAUCUUGACCAUGCUUGACCAGCAGGGAAUCCGCAGCGACUUCCUCCUGGGGUCCCUCACACGCGCCCAAGUGCCACACAGAUGGAUCGGGCUGCUCAAGGGGCUACUGGAACCCAGGCGGGAACAUCGCCUCGACGCAGAGGCUAUUCUGGUUCACUUCGCCGACCUCCUUGAUUGA